Paramecium pentaurelia is the source of this 3930-nucleotide messenger RNA. NCBI's taxonomy places the organism in Eukaryota, Ciliophora, Oligohymenophorea, Peniculida, Parameciidae. The record is from the annotation of a GenBank genome assembly.
AUGUUACAAUUUAGUUAGUUGUAUGGAUAUUAGGACAAGUAUCCAAAACCUGUCUAAUUAACUUAGCAUAAAAGGUUUGAGUCUCAACCAAUUCAUUUAAUCUCUCCAGUGAAAAGCUUUCAGUAAGAUUAAUAGGUGCAAGAACUUACUCGCAUUAGAGAAAAACUAGAAUACUAUAAUGAAGGCAAUCGUAAAAAGCCUUUUGAAUAAGUCAUUGAGGAGAUGGAUUUCAAAUAUAAAAAAUAACCUAUUCAUAUUGAUCCUACAUAGACUACUCUUAAUGAAAUUGAUAGAUUACAUAAUGAUUAUCUAAAUUCUGGUAUGCGAGAUCCAAUUUAUUUGAACACACUCCAAAAAUUAAGACAUGAUUUUCUUAAAUAAGCAUAACCUAUAGGUUAUUAUAUACGUCCACCUAUUCAAUAAGGAUAUAAUCCAUCUUAUACAAAUCAUCCAAUUUAUGAACAUUUACCAAUAAGUUUUAAGAGAGAAUUGAAUUAAUAACAUUCAUUACCAGUAUUGUAACACAAUAGACAGAAAACAGACUUCUCAGGAAGCAUAAAUGAUUAAAUGUUAAGUUAUAUGAGAAACGAAGAAAAUGAAGCAGUUAGAUAAUUAUCUAUGGAUAGAUUAUCUAAUAUUUAAAUGAUUAAAACUUCAAUAGAGAAUGAAGUUGUCAAAGAAAGAAUCAAUAAAAUGGCUUAAGAAAUGACAAUGAAAAGAAAAAGAGGUUUUGAAACAAAUGAAGAUGCCACUGUUCCUUAUAGUCAUUUAGAAGGAUUUACAAUUUAAUGGGAUAUUAUAUCAAAAUUACCUAUUUAAUACACUAAAGCCAGAAUAUCAUUUGGGAUAUUUAAAUAAACUGAAGAAUAUCAUGCAUAUAAAUUAACAAGUGAUUGUCUUACUUAAGCAGAAACCUAUAGAACUAAUAAAUGUAUAUUCAAUUUAAUAGAAUAAAUGAGAGAUGUUCAAGCAGAUGAUAAGACUAUUCUAUAUAUUGAAAUUUGGGUAUUUGAAAGUGAUGGAUCUCUAUCUAUGCUAGGUUGGACUGUCUUUAAAUUAUUUGAUCGUACUGGAUCAUUAUACAUAGGUAAAUAUAAAUUGCCAUUCUAUCAAUAAUAAUACAAACCACGAGAUCUUUUAAUAUAUAAUAAAGAAUAUCCUUAUUAUGGAAAUUUAUGUUUAUACUUUAGAAUUAUGCAAUAACCUUAACAUCUCGAUGAAAUUAUCUUUGUAGAAAGUGAUUAUCAUAUUCCACAUUAUCAUGUUCAUAGAGAAUGUAAAAUUAUAAGGUAAGAAAUCAAAGAUGAAGCCUAACUCCCUAAAGAUCUAGCUAAGGCUUUUGCAUAUGAUAAACCUUUAAGAGAGAGAGAACCUCAAUUAUUUGGAGACUUACCAUUAUCCCCUGCUAAAAAAUAAAGAACUCUUAGACCUACAUAUUAGAUCAAUGAUGAUGAAUAUUUUGGAGAUGAAAAAUAAAAGGAAUCUCCCACUACAAGCAUAUAAUAGAAAUAUUAAGUGAAAAGUAGAUUCAGUAAAAAAAUAGAUAGUAUGGAACAUUUACCAACUCAAGAGAAAAAUAGUCAAUAAUCUAGUGAUGCAAUUAUUAAAUUAGAAUCUAUUAAACAUUUUGAUAAAGAUUCAUAAAGAGGAUCCACAAAAAAUAUUAGAAUUUAAUUAAUUUAAGAAGAUUAGGUUGACAGUAGGAGAAACAUAGAUGUAAAAGAGGCAACUAGAAGAGCUAAUGGAGAUAAUACAAUUAGAGGAGAUAGAACUAUUAGAGGGGAUAGAACAGUAAGAGGUGAUAGGACAAAUAAAGGAGGUUUAACAAGUAGACAUCUCCUUCAAUUAUAAUAAUAAGAUGGACUAUCUAAUUAAAUAACCAAUGUUAAGUAAUUUAACAAAUUGAAACGUAAAUUAAAGGCUACACAAGGAGGAGAUUAAACAGUUAGAUCUUAAAAAAAUAUUGAAAUACCUUAGGAACCAGAUUUAGGGAGUACAAGAAAUAAGGUAGUGAUAAGUGGAGCAGGAAUUGUAGCAAUGGAUAUUUUAAAAUUGAAUAAUUUGGAUACAAAAAAAUAUAAUGAAUUGAAAUUGAAAAUUGGGUUCUUCAUUAAUGAUAUCAUAUUAAAAGAUGAAAGUGAAACAGAUUGUGUUAUGACUUAGAAUUUGAUUCCAAAUGAAGUUACUGAUAAAUCAUAAAGAUAUAAUUUACAUGCAGAAUUUUCAUUAGAUUAUGGUAAUAUAAUAUCCAUUAUUGAGCAAGAGGGAUUUACUACAAAAGAUGCUUAUGUUUAUAUUGCUAUUUAUUAGAAUAAUGCAUUAUUGGGAUGGUAUGUGGCUCAAUUAUUCAAAGAUACAGAAGAUCUAAAUAAUUUAUAAAUUGAUUCAGGUUUAUUUUAAGUUAAUUUAAUUAAACCUCCUGGUUAAUAAGCUCCAUUUCAUCAAAAAGACAUGGUUAAAAGUAAUAUUUAAUUAGAUUUUGUUUUGAUGAGCAAGAAGGAAUAACUUAAGAAUUUACCUACAAUAAAUAAAUUUGCUAUUUAAGAAGAAGAAAAAGUUAAAAAUGUGGAAAAUCCAGAAUGGAAUACUUAAAUUAUAGUUUAAUUAUCUCAAACAUACAAUUUUGUAUCUAAAGACAAUCUAUAGAUCAGCAUAUCUAUUUAAUCUGAGUAAAAGAUUAUAGAUGAUGUUUUGUAAAGAUAAUGUUAAGUAAAAGAUGAUUUAGAUAUAUUUUCUACUGAUUCAAAACAUAUAUGUAAUUCUAAUUACUAUGCUACAUUUAGAGUAGGAAAGAAGUAUUUAUAGGAUAAAUUUUCUAAGUAUAAUCUUUUAAAUUAUGUAUUCAUAAUCCAUUAAAAUAAUUAAUUUUUGGGAAUGGCUUAAUUGAAUGUUUUUAAGAAAACAUCAAUUUAAACUGGUGAAUUUAGAUUAAACUUAUAUACAAUAAAUAAUAAAAAGUUAAGUUUUGAGAUUAAACUAUUAAUUAAAGAAGUACCUUUGUAAUUAGAUUUUUAUGAAAGAACACCAUCUUAUAGAAUGAGCAAAUCUAAAGGUGGUUAUACUCAAGAAGAUGAAGAAGAUGAAGUAAAAGAAAAAGAUUCAAAGAAACUUUCAAAUGUAUCUAGAUAUUUACCAGUUACUAUUUAGAUUUAAGAAGUUUAGUUAAAAAAUAGAAAAGUUGUUUUGAAGAUUUUAAAGAAUAAUGAAAUUGUAAAGUAAUAAAAUGAGGAUGAUUGCAUAUAAGAGAUGAUUGUUCCAAAUUCAGCUGUUUUCAUUAUAGAUAUUGAGGAUAUGUUAAAAUGCAAAGAAGGGUACUUUGUUUUAAUCGAAGUUUAUGAUGAUGUUUUGAUAGCAUGGUUUGCUAUGAAUAUGGUUUUUAAUAAGAAAUUAUAUACAACCAAAUUAUUCACAGAAUUAUAUAAGAGUCCUAGAUUGCAAACCCCUUUAGAUUAUAAACUGAUUAAGAAAUUGAAGGAGAAGAUUGAAUUCUAAAUUCAUUAAGGAGAUGUUCGAACAGAUAUUAGGAAAUUAAAUCAGAAACAAAAAACAGGAUUAGAUAUACAUAUACAUUCAAUAUCAAACUUACCUAAUAAUGGAGACAAUCAAAUAAUGAUUCAAUUAAUCAAUGAUGGUAAAGUGAUUCAAGAUAAAUUAUUGAAAUUGUGUUAAACAAAAUAGAAUAUGAAUAUUGUUAAUGGUUAUAUCAAAGAUUUGAGUUUUAAUUUUAAUUUAAAUAAAGGAGAUGUGCCUAAAAAUACUUAAUUAGGAAUUUAUAUAAGUUAAGACAAUACAGAGGUGAGAUGGUGUAUAAUUUCGUUGUAUAGUUUGGGGAAGUUGAAAGAAGGCAAAGUUGAGAAGAAAAUGUUUACAGGGCCAUUUAAUAAGACAAAUAAAGUCUCAAAUACUGAUAUUUGUCUAGAAAUAGAGUGA